AACAACCGCAUGAAACGUACCAUUUAGCAUAGCAACAUGGCGUUUUGCAUCGGACCUUUUUGCGGAAAGUUCCGUGAUGAGUUGAACGAUUCAGACAGCGAUGAGGACGAUGGAAGUAACAUGAGAGCGAAGACCAAGGGAAAGGCGAAGAGGAAGAGGCCAAAGAAGGAACGUAACGUUGCCUCAACCAACAUGAUGUGGGCUCCCUAUCUGAGUGAAGUGAGGGUCUUGGUGAAGCGAUCUGGGGUCGAAGAAAUGAAACCCGUGACGCAGCUGAAGACGCCUUACAACCAAAAUCUCUCGGAGAACAUGCUCAACCGCCUGAACCAACUGCAGCAAGUCGAGAUCCUUGAGAUUGCCAAAUGCAAUCUCAUCAAGAUCCCCCCGUCCUUAGAGGAGUUGGAGGGUUUGAUGAUCCUGACCCUGUCCUACAACAAUAUCCGCAAAUUCAAUCCAGAGCUGGCCCGCUGCGAGGCUCUCGAGAGAAUCGUGCUGGAUUGGAACCAGAUCGGCGAGAUUGAGCCGGGCAUUUUUUCAGACACAACCUUCCAUCGUUUAGAGGUCAUCAACCUGUCACACAACCGUCUCACCGUGUUGCCCAACGACUUCCCCCGCACCGCAGGGAAAGCCUUAAGCUAUGUGGACCUGUCAUACAACCAGUUGACCAUGGUCCCUUCUGCAUUGAUGGAAUGCGGGCAGUUGCGGGAGUUGAACUUGUCCCACAACCGACUCACCUCGCUGCCGGACAAGUAUGAGCUGAAGAAACUCAGGAAACUCUUCUUGUCCUUCAACGAAUUGGUGACUUUGCCGGAGGACAUUGGCAUCAGUGAAAAGCUGGAGAAGUUGCGGAUCACUUCCAACCAAAUCAAGAGGCUGCCCUAUUCUAUCUUGAAGCUUUGGAAGAAUGCUACUCCACCUGGUCAGCUUGAAGAGCUGCUGGUGGAUCGAAAUCCACUGCUAGUGCCAACCAUCACCGCCUUUGAGAUGGAAAGUGGCACUGGCGGCAUGAACCGAGCCUUCGAGCUCUUGCAGGAACAUCAAAAGGAAGACGCACAAGAAAAGAGGCGCCUCUCGCAGCAGCGAGCCCUGAAAGAUCAGGAGGAGCGCCCUGCCCUGCCACCACCGGAGGAGCCCAUCCCUGAGCCAAUGGUGAUGGUCGCAGACACCGCCACUGCCCGAAAGGAGGAAAGCUUUCUGGAUCGAUGGUAUUUCGGACAUUGUCUUCAUGAUCAGGUGAAAGUGAUGGAGAUUCGUGAAGCAGAGGAGAGAUACCUUGUGAGAAAGAGGCAAAAGUUCAUGGAGGCUCAGAAAUGGCUUGCACAGGAAGAGGGAGAGUCACGAGGAAAGGUGUCGGACCAGAUGAAGAUCUUCCUGAACAACAACUGCUACCAAGAGUACCGGGGUCGCAUCAAGACGCAGGACAUUGAUUUGUUCUACAUCCACUUCAUGAUGACGGCCAAACAGGUGCAUGAGUCGGCGCGUGCUUGGUUCAGGAAGUUUGUGCCCGGCGGCCGGAGCUACAUGACGAAGCAGGAAUGGUGUGAGCUGUGCUUGAAUCACAAAUUGGACGUGCGGCAAAAGAUGAUGGAUGAGUUGUGGGACAUCAUCUAUUCGGACAGCAUCCAUCCGCAUGGUCUUCCUGAAGCUCACUUCAUUGCCGCCUCCCAGAUCCACGAUAUCGAGGUGCAGCUCCCCCAAGUUUUUGGUUCAGUAGCCACCAAAGAUCCUCCAAGUCAGUUCUUCCUACAGGAGCGGGAUCCCUACAUUGUCCGCAUCGCUGAUGCACUCUGCUUGGACUAUUUCGAGGAGACAGUGGACAAGAUUGCGGAGAUCUCUGCACCCAACAACGACAACAUCGCGGAGCGGCUGGGGUUGUUCAAGGCCAACUUGGCCUUGUGUCCUCUGAACAGCACCGAUAGGCGAGAUCUCACAGACGAGCUAUCUGCGCCUGUGGGUUUGAGACCUGCUACCGAGCAGUUAACGCUGCUGCGCCCUGGCGGGGCCAUGACUGGUGCCAUGGAUAGCACGCUGGAGCUGAAGACCUUGCUGAAGAAGGUGAGCCUGUCCGAGUAUGACUGUCAGCAAGUGAACAAACUGGAUGGCAUUGAGGACCGCAGUGUGGCGGAGUCCGAGCGCUCCGUGGACUCUGCGGAGCUCUCCGACGACGCGCCGUCGGACAUGACGGAGUUCGAUGCUCAAGCCUUCCUACUGGAUGAGUUGGAAGAGACCCAGGCAGCAGCCACCAGCAGAGCUCCCUCGCGUGUUGCCAUCAACAGCGACUCAGCGCUGCGGCGGCUCAUGGAGGUUCCAGUCAAGGAAAUUUGGGAAGGACGACGUCAAGCGCGAGAAGCGGUGGAGGUGUCAGGCCCCUUCAAACGACAGGUGUUGAACAAACCCCAACGAGGAAGCAGGACUCAGGUGGGGGAGCUGGCCGUGCGCCGGGCCUUGCGGGACGUGUACCGCAACAUGCCCUUCCACGAGUUCUCGUCCUUCAUCAGCUUCAUCUUGCGACAGCUGCAUGCCAUCAGGGAAAACAAGCCCGAGACGGCCGGAACUUUGUGGCACGACGAUGACCCAGCGUUCCGCUAUGCAGUGGGGGCAGCAGGGCACAACAAGUACACCUGUCGCCUUCUGGAGAUCAUGGGCUUUGUGCACCUGAAUGACAAGUACUGGAUCUGGCCCCUGGAGCACCUGAAGUCCGUGAAGCACGGGAAAUGCUGGGCACACUUACAAGUGCCCAGCGAUUGCCCAGGGAUGCUCAGCACGCGACUGGGAGAGAUGAUCAAUGUCUUGGCGAGCUGUGCCAAGCCCAGAGUUGCUGCUGGAUCCCUUGGGAAAAACGAAGAAACUGCUAUGGAAAAUGGAUGA
Molecule: messenger RNA, 2868 nt
Organism: Cladocopium goreaui
Lineage: Eukaryota; Dinophyceae; Suessiales; Symbiodiniaceae
Source: the annotation of a GenBank genome assembly